AUGGGGACCGUGGUGAACUCUAGGACAAGGAUAAGAGACAGACCGUUUCGGAGUUUUCCAAGACACAAUGGAUUGAACUGGGACAACGAGAUUUUCAGCGUGGAGAGCAGUUAUAACCACCGCCCCGGCGGGGGCGGUGGUUUUGGCACCUUGCCCGUGCUGGGCGGUUCGAGCGACUUCAAGGAACAGAGGGUCUUUAAACUGGAACCGAUAAAAGAGACGCCUGGAGACCACUCGACUCCCGAGCUGCAAGUGCAAGACAGCGCUUUGGCCGAGACAGGUGCAAGGAGCCCCGAGAUCGCCAGUCUGACCGCGUUCAAGGGCAAUCUCAGGAAAAGAUGGACCGACAAGAUGUGUGCGAUUACGAAGAAGCUGGAUUUCUUGCAAUCCAAGAUGUUCGAUCUCAUCUGGGUGUCGAUCCUAUACCUCAACUACUUGUACCCCCAGAUUUCCAGAUUUGUUGAGUAUGUUUCACAGGGUGUUCCUUUUUAA
This is a messenger RNA of Torulaspora globosa, 492 nucleotides long. RefSeq lists its product as uncharacterized. The transcript has a single exon. The record is from RefSeq and is a predicted model, not a curated record. NCBI's taxonomy places the organism in Eukaryota, Fungi, Ascomycota, Saccharomycetes, Saccharomycetales, Saccharomycetaceae. Bases 1 to 492 code for a protein of 163 amino acids.